Mercenaria mercenaria is the source of this 1953-nucleotide messenger RNA. Its product is annotated as transmembrane protein 144-like. Gene Ontology annotation, cellular component: membrane. Gene Ontology annotation, molecular function: carbohydrate transmembrane transporter activity. Bases 464 to 1675 code for a protein of 403 amino acids. Lineage: Eukaryota; Metazoa; Mollusca; Bivalvia; Venerida; Veneridae. Gene Ontology annotation, biological process: carbohydrate transmembrane transport. The record is from RefSeq and is a predicted model, not a curated record. The transcript has 14 exons.
AGAAGAUAGUGUUUGAUACGUAAUGUAUAUGUUUACACUUAAACAUCUUACUUAAACUGGAUCGAAAUGUUCCCGGUAUGGAAGGACACAAGAUAACCACCUUCCUCAAUAUAACAAUAACGCCGUGUGACACCGGGGUUAUAUUGUGGGUUUUAUCACCGCGUCGCAAGCAGUAGUGUUUUACGGUACCACCUACAUUCCCCUGAAAGUUUGAUACCGGCGACGGGGUGUUCUGCUAUCGUUGUUAGCGGGCUUAUUGUACGGUCAGACGUUCACUCCAUAUCUUUAUGUACUAAACAACUACGACAAUUCAAGCCAAAAUGCUCGUUUUAGAUCCAGCUGGUGAGCAACAGGCGGUAAGGACCACAGGCAAGACCGUUGUUGUUAGCAAAAUACAACAACGCAUGGAGUGCGGAAGCAGCGCACUGAAGAACACUGAAAGGAUCCCUGAUAGUAAAACCAUAUGCAAUUUAAUACCGGUAUGGAGGGUUACAUGACAACCUCUUUCCCCAAUGUAACAAGAACACCGUGUGACACUGGGGAUACACCGUUAUAUGUGGGCUUUAUCACCGCGUCGCUAGCAGUUGUGUUUUAUGGAACCACGUACAUUCCCGUGAAAAAGUUCGAUACCGGCGACGGAAUGUUUUUCCAGUGGGUGUUUGCCAUUUCAAUAGGACUGUAUUCCCUGAUUGUAGCGCAAGUACGGGACAAUCCUAAAUUUUACCCAGUCACAAUGCUGGGUGGUGCACUGUUUAUCACAGGAAACCUCACAGUGAUUCCAAUAGUAAAGAUGAUAGGGCUUGGACUGGGAUUCAGUAUAUGGGGUGUAACGAAUCUACUCAGCGGCUGGGCAACAGGGAGGUUUGGAUUAUUUGGUUUAAAGGCAGAUCCUCCCGACAACCUGGUUCUCAAUGACAUUGGAGUAAUUCUGGCAGUUAUAAGUGCUGUGAUAUUUACAGCUGUAAAGAAUGAAAUAAGCAAUGCAAACAUUGAUACCACAGUCACUGUAGAUAUAUCAGAGACCAGCCCUCUACUUCAGAACACAGAAAAGUUAAUUGAAAAGAGGCUGUUUCAAAACCCUGAAUGUGAAGUCAUCGUUAUACCAGAAAACAAACAGAAUGUAUCCAAGACAGACCAAGAUAUUUCAGCUCCUCAGGACGAACCCAGUAUCUUUGAUAAGUUGAGCCCAACAGUCAAACGGAUCUUGGGUGUUCUGUUAUCGUUGUUAGCGGGCUUAUUGUACGGUCAGACGUUCACUCCAUAUCUUUAUGUACAAAACAACUACGACAAUUCAAGCCAAAAUGCACUGGAUUAUGUAUUCUCCACAUUGUGUGGAAGUGUAUUGUCCAGCACUGUUUACUUCCUCCUGUACGCUGUCUACAUGAAAAAUCGUCCUAAAGUCUACCCGAGGGUGAUACUGCCCGCCUUUGUUUCUGGUCUCUUGUGGACUGGCGGUACCACAUGUUGGUUUGUGGCUAACAAAGUACUUUCUGAAUCAGUGGCGUUCCCUAUAGUGACCACAGGACCGGCUGUAGUUGCCAACUUGCUGGGGGUACUGGCAUUCAAGGAAAUAAAGGGAUUUAAGAACCUGCUGAUACUGGUUAUUGGAAUGGGAAUCACAAUUACUGGCGCCUUACUGGCAGGAUUCUCCAAGAAGUCGACAAGUUGUUCCUGAUCUUCCUCCAUGCUUGUCAAUAUGUUUGCAAGUUGAACAGUGUUAUUGACAUUAAAUAUUCCCCAUUCUCAGCAACUGCUCUGUAAAUACUUCCCUGAAGCAUUAAGAAUUCGUUCCUACUGUACACAGCUCAACACUGGUGGUAUUCAGACACUACAUCAAUUGUUAUAAUUUUCUGUCGCCUAUUUCUUUAUUUAUGAAUACAGUCAAUGAAGUAUACUUAUUUAAAUGGAUGGAUCCAAGAUCAUUACACAGAUACAUUAAAGUGUGACGUCAAA